Verticillium alfalfae VaMs.102 is the source of this 2481-nucleotide messenger RNA. RefSeq names its product binuclear zinc transcription factor. Lineage: Eukaryota; Fungi; Ascomycota; Sordariomycetes; Glomerellales; Plectosphaerellaceae. The coding region runs from base 1 to 2481 and encodes 826 amino acids. The transcript is spliced from 7 exons. Gene Ontology annotation, cellular component: nucleus. Gene Ontology annotation, biological process: DNA-templated transcription. The record is from RefSeq and is a predicted model, not a curated record. Gene Ontology annotation, molecular function: zinc ion binding; DNA binding.
AUGCGACGGCAUCAAACCCAGCUGCAGCACAUGCACCAGGCUAGGCCACUCGUGCGCAUACGACGAAGUGCGCCGAAAGAGCGGCCCCAAGCGGGCUAUGUCAAGGCUUUGGAGGAGCGUCUCAAACAGGUCGAAACCCUCCUCAACAAAACCAAAGACUCGGCAACAGGUGCCGAGACCAAUGCGGCCGCGCCUCUGAACCUUGACACCGCAUCAGCUACCCGCGUCCAGCUGCCAGCCGUUGCCGCCGCCGGUGGUGGCUUCAGCGGCCAGAAUGCCACGCUCACUCUUCCAGGCGACCGCGACAUGGACCGCUGGCAGUUUGCGGGCGAGUCGCCUCAACCUGGGCCUCCCAUGGACGAUUUCAACUUCAACACGAGCAUGAACCCCGGCUUAAACCCCAGCAUGCCGAUCGGAAUGGGCAACCUGAAUAAUACGAACUUCCCAUGGGAAAUGAUUGGACUUGGUCUGGAGGAGCCCCUGCCACCACAGGAGACCAUCGAUGAGCUGCAUCAGAUCUACUUUGAGAAGGUUCACCCUUCCAUGCCAAUGAUUCACAAGUACAGGUAUCUGGCGGCCAUGAACCUAGCCCCAAAUCAACGACCGCCCGUUGCACUCCGAUACGCAAUCUGGACCUUGGCUUGUUCCAUAACAGACAAGUACAUUGAUUUGAAGGACUUGUUCUAUCAACGUGCACGCAAGUACGUGGAAGGUGACUACAUUAAAGGCUACGGAGAGCACAUGAUAUCUGUCGCCCAUGCACAAACUCAUGUUUUGUUGGCUUCAUAUGAAUUCAAGAUGAUGAUUGGACUUCACCGCUUAGAUGGGGCGGGCCUCGACGUCAAGCAAUGCCUUCCACCCCCGCGCGAUUGGACCGAGCGCGAAGAGCGGCGGCGCACGUUCUGGAUGGCAUUCUGCGAGGAUCGGUAUGCGAGCAUCGGCACUGGCUGGCCCAUGACCAUCGACGAGAAGGACAUCAUGACGAACCUGCCAUCCUCGGACGAAGCGUUCGAUAUGAGUAGGCCUGAGCAGACGCAAUCGCUCCAAGACAGCAUGAGUCCUGCAGGAGCAAGCAAACUCUCAUCUUUCGGCGGAAUUGUGCUCAUGGCCUGUCUCUUCGGCCGUAAUCUUAUCCAUCUUCACAGACCCGACGUCGACGACCGAGACAACGACCUCAACGGCGAGUUCUGGAAACGCCACAGGGCCAUGGACAACAUUAUUCUCAACACAUCGCUCUGCCUGCCGCCUCACAUCAAGCUGCCGUCCGGCCUCAGCAACCCCAACAUUGUUUUUACCAAUAUGAGCAUCCACACCUCGACGAUAUGCCUCCAUCAGGCGGCUAUUUUCAAAGCCGAUAAAAACAAGCUACCGGCAUCAGUGAGUGCCGAAAGCAAAGUGCGCUGCAUUACCGCUGCCAACGAGAUUGCGAGUAUCAUGAGGAUGAUAUCGCACAUGGAUCUAAGCUGCAUGAAUCCUUUUAUUGCGUUCUGCCUUUACGUGGCUGCGAGGGUGUUCGUGCAAUAUCUCAAGAGUCGACCUGAUGACAGUCAGACGGCAGAUUCAUUGCGUUUUCUGUUGUCAGCCAUGAAUGCUCUGAAGCGUAGGAACCCCCUUACGGAGUCAUUCUUAGUACAACUUGAUGUCGAUCUCGAAGCUUUGGGGAUGAGAAUUCCGAAGCUGAGAGCCGCAUUCCCACGAAGCGGCGACAGUCCGGAUGCCACCGCCGCGGGAAAGCGAUGUGAUGAAGAAGGUGCUUCAGGAAUUCUGGCCUACAGGAAUGAUUGCAACUACACGAAUGGCGAUGAUGCCGUUCCAGUCACCGCCCCUGGCAUUGUCGAACCGAUUUCGGGCACUCAGCCUGUGAGCAGAACUAUUUCGGACUCGUCCGGCUUCUCCGGCCAGCGCUGGCUUGGUCCAGACGCCGGAUUCGCUCAAGAAGGAGGUGCCUCCCGCGUGCCUUUGCAGGGCAUGGUCCUGACGCCGGGGUCAGGUUCGUUGGGGGGCUCGCGAAACGGUACAGUUGCUGGGUUCGGACAGAGCGAAAGCAGCGGCGACAACACGAUGGGCUCGCCAGAUGGCGAUCAGUCUAAUCGGCCGACACCCAACUCAAGCUCAGCCUCUGAACAUCGAAGUGGGCCGACCGCAUCAGUUGGCAUGGAAGGAUCCAGCAGAAACUCGUUCGACGCCAGUCCAGCCUCUAACAACCCAAGCGCUAAUAUUGGGGUGAACGGCGAAUCCACCACUGCUGGCUUCUUCGCCGACUCACGAGGGUUCAACCUGGGUCCUACAGGGAUGACACCCGGGGCCAGGUUCCAGAUGGGUGACAGCCCUGUGGAUGCCUAUGGCAUGGCGUCCAACGGGUGGCCGGGCAUGCCAGGUCAGACAGGCAUGACCCCAAUGAGCGAAGGGGUGCUACGAUCGCUCAUGAAUAUGGGACCGAUGGACGCGAUGGAUCUGUCAUCGUGGGAUUCGGGAGCCUAG